AUGGCUGAUUACGACUUUACAUAUGCUCAUAUAACUACAGCUCAUCCCUCAAAGUCCCAAACCAGCACUAUAGGAGCAGACUCUGUGAUUCUUGUGCUUGUGAACAUCAUCAUCUUCUUGCUGGGGGUUUCUGGGAAUGGAAUUGUCAUCUGGAUCUCCAGUCUCAAGCUGAAAAGGUCUGUCAACACAAUCUGGUAUCUGAGCCUAGCAGUCUCGGACUUCAUUUUUUGCUCCUUUAUCCUAUUCAGCAUUGUGUACAUGGCUACUUCUGCCUGGCCGUUUGGGCUGUUCAUGUGCAAGUUCACCUCCUUCAUCAUGUUCCUGAACAUGUUCAGCAGCAUCUUCCUCCUGGUCAUCAUCAGUGUGGACCGAUGUGCGUCUGUCGUGUUCCCCGUCUGGGCACAGAACCACCGCACAGUGAAAGCAGCCUCUGUACUGGUCGCUCUCGCCUGGAUCGUCUCUGUUGCUCUCAGUGUACCCUCAGCUGUAGCGCACAGUCAUGAGACUGUUUCUUUCAGUCGGUUUGUCUGUGGGUUUUUAAUCCCUUUUGUGAUCAUCACCCUCUGUUACGCCAUCAUUGUUCUGAAGCUGAAGAACAACCAAAUGACCAAAUCCUCCAAACCAUUUAAAGUCAUGUCUGCCCUCAUUGUGACUUUCUUUGUAUGUUGGUUGCCUUACCACAUCUUUGUCCUGCUGGAAGUUUAUGAUAAACCAAAUAAAAGCAACAUUGUCAGAACUGGGCUCAUGGUAAGUGCCACUCUGGCCAGUGCAAACAGCUGCAUGAAUCCCUUUUUGUAUGCAUUUAUGGGGAAAGACUUCAAGAAAACAUGCUGGAGUUCUGUUUUGUCCAAAAUUGAAAAUGCAAUGGAUGAUGAUGUUGGCACCUCAACUUAA
Megalops cyprinoides (Indo-Pacific tarpon) is the source of this 894-nucleotide messenger RNA. RefSeq names its product chemokine-like receptor 1. The record is from RefSeq and is a predicted model, not a curated record. The transcript has 2 exons. The coding region runs from base 1 to 894 and encodes 297 amino acids. Gene Ontology annotation, cellular component: plasma membrane. Gene Ontology annotation, molecular function: complement receptor activity; G protein-coupled receptor activity. Gene Ontology annotation, biological process: complement receptor mediated signaling pathway; chemotaxis; inflammatory response. NCBI's taxonomy places the organism in Eukaryota, Metazoa, Chordata, Actinopteri, Elopiformes, Megalopidae.